Colletotrichum fioriniae is the source of this 2781-nucleotide messenger RNA. RefSeq lists its product as uncharacterized. Gene Ontology annotation, biological process: tricarboxylic acid cycle. The record is from RefSeq and is a predicted model, not a curated record. Lineage: Eukaryota; Fungi; Ascomycota; Sordariomycetes; Glomerellales; Glomerellaceae. Gene Ontology annotation, molecular function: oxoglutarate dehydrogenase (succinyl-transferring) activity; thiamine pyrophosphate binding. Gene Ontology annotation, cellular component: oxoglutarate dehydrogenase complex; mitochondrion.
AUGGAGGAUCCCUCGGUACAUUCGACGCAAGCCUUUCAGCCACCGCCAGGCAUAAUCUCGCCCAGACACACACCGGCUAUCAGAUCGUCUGCCAGUGCCGCAUCGAGCGACGUUGUUGACUAUCUCAAAACCCAGAAUAUCGUUCGUGCAUUCCAGCAAUAUGGUCAUUCAGCCGCAAAGAUCAGCCCUCUCGGCGAUGUCGGCAACGCGACAGUCAAGCCGCACGACGAUAUCCCAAGUACAACGAACUUAAGCAAGUACGGCUUCACCGCCGCAGACUUGGACCGUGAAAUUGUUCUAGGUUCAGAGAUUUUCCCUCACCUCGCACAACACCACAAGACGAUGAAACUCCGCGACAUCAUCGCCACGUGCGAGCAGAUUUACUGCGGCUCCAUUGGUGUCGAAUACCACCACAUAUCCGACCCAGCCAAGCGCCAAUGGCUCCGCGAGCGCAUCGAAGCAUACCAUACCUUGCCCCCCUCACCCGAAGAGAAGAAGCAGAUCCUCGACAAUUUGAUCUGGGCAACCACCCUCGAGCGCUUCCUCGCCGCCAAAUACCCCAACGAGAAGCGCUUCGGCCUCGACGGCGCGGAAGGGCUGGCGCCCGGCUUAGCCGCGCUCAUCGAUCGCUGCGCAGAGGCGCAUGGCGUACUGGAUAUCGUUAUCGGAAGCUGUCACCGCGGGAGGAUGAAUCUGAUGAGCACGGUGUAUGGAAAGGACUAUGAGACGCUGUUCCGUCAGUUCUCGGGCACGGAGACGUUUGAUACGGCAAAGGGCCAGACUGGGGAUGUCAAGUAUCAUUUUGGCAUGGAGGGGGAGAGGGCGACUGCGGGCGGGAAGAUGGUCGGCAUCUCCAUGUUGCCGAAUCCAUCCCACUUGGAGGCUGUCGAUCCUGUUGCCCAGGGGAAAGCCAAGGCUGUACAACAUCUGAAGAAUGAUGUCGAUCAGUCCAAGGUGAUGUUCUUGGCUCUCCACGGGGACGCCGCCUUUUCUGGUCAGGGACCCGUGUACGAGACACUCAACCUUUCAGCUCUGAAAGGCUACGAAGUCGGCGGCACCAUCCGGAUAAUUGUGAACAACCAGGUCGGUUUCACUACCGACUCGCCAGACUCAAGAUCAACGCCAUACUGCACGGAUUUGGCCAAAUAUAUCGAGGCCCCCAUUUUCCACGUCAACGCCGAUGAUCCGGAAGCCGUUGUGUUCAUCAGUAAGCUGGCUGCGGACUGGAGAGCCAAGUUCCGCUCGGACAUCGUAAUUGAUGUCGUCUGCUACCGGCGCUUCGGGCACAACGAGAUUGACCAGGCCAGUUUCACUCAGCCUGAAAUGUAUAAGAGCAUUGCUGAGCAGAAACCGUUGAUGGACCUCUACAUUGAGAAGUUGAUCGGCGAGGGUGGGAUGUCUGCUGAAAUGGCAGAGCAGCAGAAGACUUGGGUCUGGGAGCAGCUGGAGGAGAAAUUGGCGAGAAGCAAGCAACUAGCUGACCGAUCCCCGGACGCUGGUUCUUCGGACUUGACUUCAGCCGCUGAGAUUACUACAUCUACGAACGCGGUCGACGAGGCCGCACUUUUGACAAUUACCAACGCAAUCACCAGCGUUCCAGAAGGCUUUAAUCUCCACCGCAACCUUCAACGCAUCCUCGCCGCCAAGAAGCAAGCCUUCGACGACGGCACGGUCGACUGGUCCACAGCCGAAGUCCUGGCCUUCGGAACCCUUCUCCAGGACGGCAAGUCCGUUCGCCUCAGCGGCCAAGACGUCGAGCGAGGCACCUUCUCCCAGCGCCACUCCGUCCUACACGAUCAAGUCACCCACGCAGAGUACACGCCCCUAAACAACCUAGAUACUCCAGGAGCAGGCACAUACAGCGCAAUCAACUCCCCGCUCAGCGAGUUCGGUGUCCUGGGGUUCGACUAUGGGUACUCCCUCGCCGCGCCGCACUCGUUGGUGGUAUGGGAGGCGCAAUUUGGCGACUUUGUCAACAAUGCGCAGGUAAUUGUCGAUCAGUUCAUCUCUUCGGGGGAGGCGAAAUGGAUGCUCGAGUCUGGACUCGUCAUGUCUUUGCCGCAUGGGUAUGACGGGCAGGGACCGGAGCAUUCUUCUGCUAGGCUUGGUAGGUUUCUGGAGUUGGGGAGCGAGGAUGGGCGGGCUUAUCCUGAGGAUUUGGAGAAGCUGAGGAGGGAGGGGAAUGUGAGGAUUGUGUAUAUGACGACGCCGGCGAAUUUGUUUCAUGCGUUGAGGAGGCAGAUUUAUUCUCCUGAGAAGAAGCCUCUAAUUAUUUUCUUCUCCAAGUCUCUUCUCCGACAUCCUAUCGCCAGGUCUCCCGUUUCUGACCUAACGGGUACAUCAACCUUCCAGCCCGUCCUCGAGGACCCGGAACACGGACGGGGUAAUAUACUCCCCCACGAGGAGAUCGACCGCGUGAUUCUCUGUAGUGGUCAAGUCUACGCGGCACUGCACAAAUAUCGUGAAUCAAAGGGUAUCAAGAACGUCGCCAUCACGCGCAUCGAAGAACUCCACCCUUUUCCCUGGGCCGAAGUGAAGGAGAAUCUGGAGUCAUAUCCCAAUGCGCAAAAGAUUGUGUGGUGUCAGGAGGAGCCAUAUAACGGAGGCGCAUGGCAAUACAUGCGGGACAGAUUUGAGACUGUGAUUGAGAAUUGGAGCGUGCUUGGGGGUAAGAAGAUUGUUUACGCCGGACGGGGGACUGGGGCUGCUACUGCUACUGGGUCCAAGAAGGUUCACCAAGCUGAGGAGACCAAGUUGCUCGAAGAUGCUUUCGAAGGUUAG